Saprolegnia parasitica CBS 223.65 is the source of this 754-nucleotide messenger RNA. RefSeq lists its product as hypothetical. The record is from RefSeq and is a predicted model, not a curated record. The transcript has 2 exons. Gene Ontology annotation, biological process: tRNA processing. The coding region runs from base 27 to 671 and encodes 214 amino acids. Gene Ontology annotation, cellular component: nucleolar ribonuclease P complex. NCBI's taxonomy places the organism in Eukaryota, Oomycota, Saprolegniomycetes, Saprolegniales, Saprolegniaceae.
GGUCCAUAUUCGGUGGUUCAAGUAAGAUGGAGGAGGCGCUGGCCCGCGAGCUCGCCGAGUGCAUCCGCAACCCGGACCUCCAGCAGCGGCUGCUAUACCAAUGGCGCACGGCCCACGCUGUGCUCUUGCGACUGCCGUCGACGGCCCUUGUUGGCAGUACACCCGCGCCGGCGAGCGACCACGCGCUUGCGCUCUCGCACACCUUUGCGUCCGCGUUUGUGGCCACGCUCCUGCGCCUCCAAGACGACAAGACACGGACGCUGCCCAAGCCGAUUCCGCAGAGCUUGAAGGACGCCUUCUGCGAGAAGUGCUGCGCGCUCUUACUGCCCGGCGUCUCGGCGACCGUGCGCGUCGUCCACCAAACGCACGCCGCGCCGCUGAACCUGCAGCUCGCGCGGGCCCACGCUGCGGCACAGCGCAAGGCCAAGCAUCUGCACAAGCCCUCGAUUAGCGCUCGCCUCGUGCGCGUGCGCAACGCGGUAAUCUCGACGUGCCACCGCUGCAAGCACGCCAACGUCCGCGCCGGCGCGGCCAAGGCGGCGCGCGGCCUCUUUGGGAAGCUUCCGAGCCGCCGCGGAAGCUCCUCGACGGGCAUAAAAGAAGAAGAAAAGGCGGCGGCCGCGCCCAGCGCGCUCGACUCAUUCCUCAAGACGCUCCGGCCACAAAACUGAGUGCGGAAGUGCGCCAUGUGCACAGAGAUGGUGCUACCAUCCAGGACAUAUAUACUACACAAGAAGCAACGACACAGCAGUGA